AUGGACGCGGAUUACUCACUGGGACUCAUUGCUUUUACUAUGAAAUAUACUCGAGACUUUCAAGAAGCAACUGAAAAGGAGAUCGGGAAUGCAUACGAAGCGUAUAAAGUCUUCUACGCUAAACACCAUCAGGACCACCCUGGAACAACGACGGACUGUUAUGCCGAAUACCUUCAAACCCUCGGCAAGCAAGAUGCUGGACAUCAUUCAAAAAAAGCCCGUAUCGAUAUGAUUAGCAAGGAUGAUUUACUCCGGGCGCUCAAGGCGUUCAAAGAUACGGAGGAUUGCCAACAUAAUUCUUUCCGAGAGGAGGAAGAACUGAGAGAUGAAAACUUGAUUGCCGCUCGGGAACCUCUUGCAGUUAUUGGUAAUCAGCUGCCCUUCACAGGCCGGGAGGAUGAACUUGAAGAGCUCCGUAAAUGUAUCGAUAAGAACAUUGAGUUAUGGAGAAUGCGCAAUGUGAAUCUAACAAAUUUUAGCAUAAGGACAGAAGAGCAAUUUAAGCAUUCAUACAGACACCCAGUAGUAGCAGGAGGUCCUGGACGGGGCAAGACAGCUCUGAUGACGCGCGGCUUGAUGUUAGUACGCAGUCGAUUGCAGGAGCCGCACAUUUGGACAAACCGUGCGUUCGCCUGGGACCUCCAGAGUAGCCAGCUGCAGGCGCAAGAGCUUGAACUACUGGGGGACGCUACGUUAGCGAACGUCUCAGGUGGUCAGAGUGUUUUAGCGUCAAGAAUUUUGCACCAAGCAGUCAACGGCAAUCGACCAUAUGCUGAUUUCCUCGCUGAGUUUGUUAUUCACCUCAAGACUCAUGGGAUUCUCCUAUCUGAUGUCACUCUUGAUGCUGUGCUCGACCAUGUGGUUCAGCCAGCAAUGACAUCAUCUUUUUCUUCCUUGCGGUUGACUACAUCAACAGAAUUGAAACCAUUAAUUGUACUGUUUCAUAUCAGCGAAACGAAUGUACUGUUACCAGAGCAAGGGCCUUACACGAGAAUAGAAUCGUUAAUGAAAGCUGUAUACGAGUUUAAUAGUUCUGGCCGUCGUUGCAUGAUAGUCUUAACAUUUGAUGGCACGCAUCGUGCAGAGCUAUUGAACGCAUUUGAGGUAAGUGGUAUACGGUGUGAGAUGAUCACACUGCGCCGAACAAAAGCCGAGACAUAUGCGCAGAUUUUGCAAGCACUUGUUAAGAAGGCAGUUGCAUCAAACUUGAUACGGGAUAAAGAUCUUCAGACAUUUUCGCCACCAGAGCAGCUCAAGAUCGCAUUUGCAGCCUGCGGAGACAACAUACGAUUGUUCUCGCUCUUGAUAUACGAGAUUGGUCGCUAUGACACCACUAUACGCAAACUGAAUUGGAUAAAGUUCUUUGAAAACCUAUGUAAGCGCAGCAGUGACAUUAGCAUUGUCGCCAAAUGGAUGAAUGGGGUAGGUGAUCUGGUCAGAAAACAUUACAAAAAAUACACUGAAGCUCUCUUCAACCUUGAUUCCCGUCAGAUGCUACGUGUUAUAGCUCCUGCACUCCUGGGUAGCGAGUUCGACGAUACUCCUAAGACUUUAGUGCUCGGCUCAAUAUACACUUGGGAGAUGCUUGAAAAAUAUGGAGCAAUCAGCUUAUACGGCCCACGUCGAUCCCGUGUUGAGAUGCCAUACAUGCUGCUGCAAGUCUACCUUGAUGAGUUUGUCCAAACCAACGAUUCGAUUAUAAAGUUCAUCCACUCUCUGAACGAGCUCACCGGCGAGUCACACUUCCGCCAAAAUGAAAAGUGCGACAUUGCAGUCAUUGUACUUCAGCUCUUCCAGUGGCAUUUCAAUAAACCGAACUAUACCCGCCUUCGUCUUAAAGACUUGUUUCCGACACUUGAAGGCAUAGCAGCUUACACCUAUGUAAAUUUACCUGAUGCAAUACAAAACGUUAGUCACCUUGAUCAUUGGCCAAAGAUAUUGGCCCGCCAUUUUGAUCCACAGAAAGAUCUCGAGGAAGGUGCAUACGUAGGCGCAGGCAAUGAUGAAUUUGCUGAUUCGUGGGUUGUGUUCAGACGUGAGGACAAGAAGGGAGUCGUUGUUCUUGCCAUUGAGAGUAAACGCCGUGCGACUACGGAGAGGCUUACUGCCGAAUACUUUAAUGCGCAUAAGGAAAAGGUUAAGAAGAAACUGCCGAAAGGAACAUUGUAUGUGUUUGUAAUGGUGGCGGAUAUGCGUGGUGAAAAUGUCACUGCAGACAAUGAUGAAAUGAUCAUCUGUAAAGAGAAUAUGGAAGAAUUGUAUGGAAAUUGGCUUGCCCAAUGCCGUCAUUUCAGUCUUGUAUUUGACAAGCGUACUAAGUGA
Paraglomus occultum is the source of this 2322-nucleotide messenger RNA. Lineage: Eukaryota; Fungi; Glomeromycota; Glomeromycetes; Paraglomerales; Paraglomeraceae. The record is from the annotation of a GenBank genome assembly.